Alligator mississippiensis (American alligator) is the source of this 1922-nucleotide messenger RNA. It is a transcript of the gene RAB4B, whose product is annotated as RAB4B, member RAS oncogene family. The coding region runs from base 301 to 1191 and encodes 296 amino acids. Gene Ontology annotation, cellular component: endosome. The record is from RefSeq and is a predicted model, not a curated record. Gene Ontology annotation, molecular function: GTP binding; GTPase activity. Gene Ontology annotation, biological process: regulation of endocytosis; Rab protein signal transduction. Lineage: Eukaryota; Metazoa; Chordata; Crocodylia; Alligatoridae. The transcript is spliced from 7 exons.
CAACCAGGUGUCCCGGCUCCCAGCGCCCCUGCUCCAACCACCAGGCCCCGCUGUCCCCGCGCAGCUGGGAAGGAACCCAGACCUCCUCCUCCUCCCCCCUCCCCACGGCCAGAGGGGAGUCCCCACCUCCUCCGCGCGUGACGUCAGACGCACGCCGGCGUGCGCGGCCCGGACCCGGAAGCGGCCCGACGCUGGGCGCCGCCAUAUUGGCGGGUCUGGGCGCCGCCAUAUUGUUCCCGCUCCCUCGGCGGCGCCCGGUGUCGGCGGAGCGCGGGGCCCGGCCCGGCCGGCGGCGGCAGCAUGUCCGAGACCUACGACUUCCUCUUCAAGUUCCUGGUGAUCGGGAGCGCCGGCACGGGGAAGUCCUGUCUCCUCCACCAGUUCAUCGAGAACAAGUUCAAGCAGGACUCCAACCACACCAUCGGCGUGGAGUUCGGCUCCAAGGUGGUUAACGUCGGGGGCAAGACGGUGAAGCUGCAGAUCUGGGACACGGCCGGGCAGGAGCGCUUUAGGUCGGUGACCCGGAGCUACUACCGCGGGGCAGCCGGGGCCUUGCUAGUCUACGACAUCACCAGCCGGGAGACCUACAACGCACUGACCAACUGGCUGACGGACGCCCGGACCCUCGCCAGCCCCAACAUUGUCAUCAUCCUCUGCGGGAACAAGAAGGACCUGGAUGCCGACCGGGAAGUCACCUUCCUCGAGGCCUCGCGCUUCGCCCAGGAGAACGAGCUGAUGUUCCUGGAGACGAGCGCGCUGACGGGUGAGAACGUGGAGGAAGCCUUCCUCAAAUGCGCCCGCACCAUCCUCAACAAGAUCGAGUCAGGACCACGUGCCUCGCUCGCUGAGCCCUCGCCCCCAUCCCGGUCUCUGCACCGCCUGCCUCCGUCCGUGGUGCCCUGGGCCUCUGAGCUUUCCUUUGCAGUAGACGCUCCCCGUUCCAUGGACCGGCUGCGCCCCACACCCCCAGAGCUCCAGCAUCUCCCUGGCCCCGGCAUUGCUUGCGUUGGCCUGGCCAGAGCAGCGCCCUCUUCUGCCAGCUAUGGUUUGGUGUGCAGCUCCUGGCACGCGCGGGGAUGGGAUGGGUCCCCUUUGCGGUUCUGGACAGCACUGGUGUGGUGUCCCCCUCACUGCCAGGACCCCGGCUCAGCUCGCCUUGAUGGCUUUGGCCCUGGGCUGGGAGUGAGCUGAGGCCAGUGCUGCCCUGUCCAUGUCUCUUUCUCCCCCACCCCCUGGCACUAACGGGUCCUGCCCCCCUCCCGACGAGGUGACGUUCUGCUGUAACCGACCGUCAGGAGCCUGUGUCCCCCUCACUGUACUGUAGGGGCCUGCCCCCCUGCCCCCACCCCAGCAGCUGCUAGGGCUCCAGCUGCCCAGCUUCACCCCGUCUUCUCCCCUCCAGCAGGGUCCAACACAUGCCUCAGGGGCAGAUUUGCACCCACCUCUGCCUCAGUUCCCCCCCCUCCCAGGUGCAGCAGGUGGACCCCCUGCCCCCAGCAUGUGAUGCUCUUGCCCCAGGGGCCCUGGUACUGGCUGCCUGUGGCGGGGGGGUCUGCAUAGCAGGGCUGGUGAUGGGCUAAGCCCCCCUCCUCUUUCCCUUUCCAGGCCAGGAGGGACUGAGGGCCCCUUUGCUUUCCCCUUUCCCACCUAGUGGAUCCCCAUAGGUUCCCCCCCAUCCCCCUACAUGGGUCCAGCACCCCCCAGCCGGCAAUGCCCGUGUCCACAGGCUUCUCCAUCCUUCCCCCCUGCCAGUUCUGUAUUAUUUAUUACCUCCUCCCCCCCCCCCCGCUGGAGCCUGCCGGGGGCAUGGGGCCACCUGGGGUCCCUGGAGGUGGGUUCAGGUUCUUCUGCAAGGAGAGAGGCAUCACUCGGGCCCCAGCUGUGAACUGUGACUCUCAUCAAUAAAGUAUUGGUGUUUUCCC